GUUUUCAUCAACAUCAGCUGCAGUGAAGAAUAAACACACUUCAGCAAGGACCGUUGCCUCAGUGUUCCUCCCACAGCAGCUGCAGUGAAGACAGUUUAAGGAAAGUUGGGCUACGCUUGUAAGAACAAACUCACUUCAAUCAAGAUAGUCAUGGCAGACGAAAGUUAUGAUAUAAUCACUGACCCUGAGGUGGAAGCAGUUAGAGAGUUCUCUGACAAUCUGGAGACCCAGAACAUGGUGUGUGCAGUGGAAGGGCUUCAGAAAUACUUCAGUAAGUUGGAUACCGUUCAGCUGAACAUUGGCAUCACGGGAGAGUCUGGCUCUGGCAAGUCUUCGUUUGUGAACGCCCUGCGGGGGUUGGGAGAUGAGGAGGAGCAGUCUGCUCCAACAGGACCGGUGGAGACCACCAAGAAACCCACCCCCUACCCCCACCCCAAGUACCCCAACGUCACCAUGUGGGACUUGCCUGGCAUCGGAACUCCCAAUUUUAAACCAGAUGAGUACCUGGAUAAAGUGCAAUUUCAGCGUUAUGAUUUUUUCAUUAUUAUUGCAUCAGACCGUUUCAAAAAUAGCAGUGUUGACCUGGCUAAUGCGAUUCAGGGGAUGAAGAAGAAAUUCUACUUUGUUCGCUCCAAGAUUGAUGACAAUAUACGGGCAGAAGAAAGAAAGAAGAGGUUUAACAAAGAGAAUGUUCUUGACCAAAUACUAAAAGACUGCAAAAAGGGGCUUGUAGAAGGUGGUGUGGAGCAUCCAAUGGUCUUCCUCAUCUCCAGCCAUGAACUUGGCAACUAUGACUUCAAUGCCCUGCAGGAAACGAUGGAGAAGGAGUUGCCCGAACACAAGCGUGACAUGCUGCUACUCGCGCUGCCCAAUGUCACCAUGAAGAUCCACCAGAAGAAGAAAGAAGCUCUGCAGGCCAGAGUAUGGAAGAUGGCUCUCCUGUCUGCUGGCGUGGCAGCAGUUCCAAUCCCAGGCCUCUCUAUCUGUGCUGAUGUGGGCAUACUAGUGACUGAAAUAAAAAAGUAUUACCAGGCCUUUGAUUUGGAUGAUGAGUCCCUAGAAAAUCUCUCCCAUCAGACGAAGGUGCCGGUUGAGGAAUUUAAAAAAUGUCUCAAGUCCCCCCUGAAUAAGGAGAUCAGUGCUGACGUGGUGAUGAAGAUGCUGACCAAGGCGGCAGGAGCGAGCAUGAUGGUGGCAGGGCACUUCCUCACCAUCAUACCUUUUGUGGGCUCCUUGCCAGCAGGGGCUUUAUCGUUCACCUCCACCAAAGCCAUGCUGAAUAAGUGCCUGAAUGAGCUGGCUGAUGAUGCUCAGAGGGUUUUGAAGUGUGCUCUGCAGACUUCUGUCGACUGAAUAAGAGAUUGUCAUGACUAAUAAAGCAAUGGUCACAUUUGUUUAUCAUUGUUUUAUUUUACAUGGACAACAAUAUAUCAUAUCAUUAAUGAUGCUGACUGGCAUUUAUCUUUCUCUUAUUUCAUACUCUAAAAAUAUAUUUCAUACAUUAAAAAUGACUGGGUCUGAGACUGGGAUCUAUUAAUCUUAUAUUAAUGUAAAAAAAAAUCUAGUUGAUAUUUAGGGCUGUCAAAAGUAAUGUCCUCUGCAAUGCCUGCACCAAGGAAUUUGCAUAUCACCGGAGUUUGUCAACUCUAAAGUAGACUACCACAUCAAUGCAAAGAAAUAGUGUUGAUAUGGAGGGGAGAGUACAUUUAUUUUCACUGUGUCCCCUAGGUCAUAAUUGUGGCCUGAAAUGCCUUGUAUGUGAAAAUAAAACUUCCCAAAGCAC
This is a messenger RNA of Sardina pilchardus (European sardine), 1783 nucleotides long. Its product is annotated as interferon-inducible GTPase 5-like. Gene Ontology annotation, molecular function: GTP binding. The transcript is spliced from 4 exons. The coding region runs from base 151 to 1353 and encodes 400 amino acids. Gene Ontology annotation, cellular component: membrane. Lineage: Eukaryota; Metazoa; Chordata; Actinopteri; Clupeiformes; Clupeidae. The record is from RefSeq and is a predicted model, not a curated record.